Drosophila teissieri is the source of this 2232-nucleotide messenger RNA. Its product is annotated as WAS/WASL-interacting protein family member 3. The transcript is spliced from 2 exons. The record is from RefSeq and is a predicted model, not a curated record. NCBI's taxonomy places the organism in Eukaryota, Metazoa, Arthropoda, Insecta, Diptera, Drosophilidae. Bases 1119 to 2081 code for a protein of 320 amino acids.
GCUCGUUCAAAUUUAUGUGGAAUGAUUUAUUCAACUCGUUUUGAAACCAGCGCGCCCCUGAAAAUGGCGUUUUCGCAUUUCCGGGGUUUUCCGCCAGCUAUUUUUCCAGGCCCACAGCUUGGACAGCUUGUGCUCCCCCUUAAAUUGCGUAAAUUGAACAAGGAUACGGAUAAAGGAUCCCCUAAAGUUCUGAUAAAAGUAUUCUUCAAUUCUUGCCUUCAAUCCUGAAUCUUUCCAUUAUUCCAAAGCUUUUUUGAGUUACAACCUGAUCCAUUUGGUUAAUUGCAACCAAACUGUGAAUAUAUUAAUUCGAAUUUAAUGGGACUGGGACUGGGACUGGAAUGGCGAGCCUUGGAGUUCGCGCCUUGUGGAGAAAGAGCCCAUUCCUGUUUGCCAGCUGAGUGAAUUGAGAGAAUUAACCAACAUAAAUCGGAAUCCCUGGCACGCCGCGCCACUUUCGCAGCCUCGACUGCUCCAGCUCCAGACGGUUGCGCAAUCCGCUCCAAAUCCGCUGGCGCUGGCGCAGAUGCCGGAAGUGGACCGCCCAAAAGUCGGUGACCAAGCCCAACCGGUUCGCCGCAGAGACCAUCUGCUGAAUGGACAUCCACAUCCAUCCCAGUCGUGGCCGGCCCCAGAAGGAAAAGUGGUUCGCCCGCGAAACCGGACUUGGACUUGCACUUGAGGCAGGGACCUAACUACAUGGUACUUGGCGGUGGAAAUGGCGAUGGAGGUGGAGACGGAGUUGCGUGUGCGUUUGAAGUGACCACCGGACCAAUCUUUACACUAGGAAAAUAGUACAAACCCAAGGCGAGUUAUUCUAUUGUAUUAUGAAUCGGAACCAUUCACGUUUCUGCACAUUCAAAGGAAUUAGAGGAUCAGUUUUUUAUUUUAAAAAAAUGUGAUCUCAAAUCAAAUGCAUUGCAAGUAACUUUGCACCCACCGAGGAUUGCAGUCGACCUUUUUUCACCGUGUAAUCGCAUCACCCGCAGCGAAAUGCGUGCGCUUCCGUUUUGCUCGACUUGGCCUCCUUCCUCGUUCCUCGGUCCGUGGGAAGCAGGGAGACCCAUGUAUAUAUAAGCCACUGCUCCGCCUAGAGGCUCCACAAUACAAAGUCAGUCAUGGCCGGGUCAGUUCGUGCGGCGCUCCUGGGUCUCCUGCUGCAGAUCCUGUGCAAUGGGCUAGCUGCUCAGCAGCUGCUCCUCACGCGUCCCCAAAGGAGCCUGUUCGAGGCUCCGCUGGGUCACCUCGGUAGCCUCGGUCACGUGGAGCAAGUGGAGCACCUGCCCUCUUUGGGCUGGAAUAGUGUUGGCGCCGGACUCGGACUCGGAGCGGGCGAGUGGGGCUACAGCCCCGUUGGCCUGGGCCACAUGAGCAAGGAUGAGCUGCUAACCCUGCUGGAGGCCUGGAAGGAGGUGGAGCAGGAGUCGGCCACGACAACGACUGCGCCGCCAGCAGAUGCCACCACACGUAGACCAGCUCCACCACCACCACCACCACCACCGCCUCCUCCUCCACGACCCAUUCCCAUACCCGUGUCCAUUGCAAUGCCUGCUCCGGGUCUUCCGAGCUUUCCCCAGCCGCCCUCCGGAACUCCCAUUACAGUGAGGCUCCCGGCUUUCGUGCCUGUUCGUCUGGCUGCCGUGUUUACUCCGCCUGCCGGUGGUCAAGCUGGUACUGGUACUGGUGCUGCUCCGCCUGCUGACGGAGUCGGAGACGCUGGAGGAGAUGACUUGGCCACCGAUGACGCGUCGGAUGACGUGCCAGAUGACGGCGCCACUACCCGGCUCUUCCGCUUUAUGCCCAUGCCAGGUGCUCGAACCAGGCCGCCAUCCAAUCUACAGCCCAGGCAGCAGUUUGUGGUGAGGAACACCCUGGACAGCGUGGAUGCGGGCACUGCUCCUGUCAGGCAGCAGGUUAAACCGGAAGUCCAGCCCAAGGCGCCUACUCCUCCCUCCAUUCCCAAGCUCCCGAGCCACCCAACUCCCUUCUUCCGACCCAGGUUUGGUGUGCCACCGAGUCUGGCCAACGCCCGCUUCGAGCUGGUGCCCUCCUCCCAAAUCAUCGGCGACUGGCGGGAGUGAUCCUGUGCAGCACCUGACUGAUCCACUGACCAAAACAGAGUACCUUCCGAGGAAACAACCAGGCUCGCGCUUUCGAAGGAGGCUGCCUUGCUAGACUGUUCCCCCUGUGUCCCUCAUAUACUUUAUUUUACUGUAUUAUAUUAUUUUUUUG